AUGGGAUUGUUCAUGCGUAUUGUUGAACGACUCUCCACUGCCUUUCCAUUCUUUCAACAAAGGCGAGAUGCUACCGGAAGGUUCGAUCUCUCGACACUACAAAAGAUUACAGCAGCAAUUGGUAUAAUGGCAUAUGGAUGUCCAGCUGAUGCGGUUGACGAAUACCUCCGGCUUGCUCCAAGCACGACGCUUUCAUGCUUGGAACAUUUUGUUGAAGGAAUCAAUGAUUUAUUUGGAGAUGAGUAUCUAAAGAGACCCACACCGGAAGAUUUGCAACGACUACUUGAUAUUGGAGAGUUUCGGGGAUUUCCUGGGAUGAUAGGAAGCAUCGACUAUGUCGAGCGUGCUUUUGGAGUAUUGCAAGCUCGAUUUGCCAUAGUCAGAAACCCUGCUCUUUUUUGGGAUAAGGCAAAAAUUGGAAAGAUAAUGAGAGCGUGUAUCAUACUGCACAAUAUGAUAGUAGAAGACGAACGAGAUGGAUACUCAGGAUACACCGAGUUUAAUGUGUUAGAAUUCUCACAAGAACAAUCUGACAGAACUUCACAAGUGGAUGCCACAUAUUCUGUGGAACUUUCAAACCUCGCCGAUAUGAUGAUCACUCGAAAUGAUAUUCGUGAUAGAAAAAGACAUCAACGAUUGAAAGCUGAUUUGGUUGAGAAUAUAUGGCAAAAUUUCGGCACAAGUCAAGAUUAUAAUUAA
Molecule: messenger RNA, 699 nt
Organism: Camelina sativa (false flax)
Lineage: Eukaryota; Viridiplantae; Streptophyta; Magnoliopsida; Brassicales; Brassicaceae
Source: RefSeq, a predicted model, not a curated record